This is a messenger RNA of Symbiodinium sp. CCMP2456, 771 nucleotides long. NCBI's taxonomy places the organism in Eukaryota, Dinophyceae, Suessiales, Symbiodiniaceae. The record is from the annotation of a GenBank genome assembly.
AUGGUUCAAUACAGGAUAAAUGCAGUUGCAGCCGUGCUGAUGAAUGCGUUCACUUUCCUCGCACCUGAGAAUGUGUCUGAGGAUGUGGCUGCGACCUUUGGGAAUGCUUUGGAGAUAGCGCGAAAGCGCCAGAGCCUCAUGUUAGUUCCUUUGGGUGCCGAACCCCCAGCGGCAAUCCCAGAGGUGGUAAGCGCCAAGCACGUUUAUGGCUGGUACUCGGUGACGCUGCUUUUAGCUGGCCUGGCCACUGCCCAAAUCACUGCAGGAGAUGCCUUCGCGGGUGUGAUCUUUCUGGUGAUGGCUGGCUUUGUUGUCUACAUGGUGCAGGAUUCGUGCAAGAACAUGACAAUGUAUUGUCUAUUCAUGCUGGGACUUAUGGCAAGCUUUCAGUGCUUUUUUGACGCACUGGCUCUCUUGAGCGUUCUGGGUGGCCGCGAAACCUCCGUGUCCUCGGUGCAGGGUACUGAAGACAAUGUUACCGUGAUAACGAGAAUCACACAGCACCCUUUCUUUGAUCAGUCGAUGGGCAAGCAGUACAACACGCAGUCUGCUGUUUUACUUGCGAGUCCGCUUGUGAUGUCACUGUUGGCCUCGAUGUGUUAUCUCUCCUACAAUGCCUUUUCCGAGUCGCUCUUCCAUGACGAAGCCGGGCCAAUCUACGAAGGUUGGGGUCAAGGCGCGAGAGCAUACGGCGCCUCAGAGAGUGCGGAGAGGACUCAGCCAUCUCCACCUCGGCUUUUCGAGGGCCACGGACACCGACUGAGCAGCUGA